This is a messenger RNA of Plasmodium gonderi, 858 nucleotides long. Its product is annotated as serine/threonine-protein kinase Nek1. The transcript has 8 exons. Lineage: Eukaryota; Apicomplexa; Aconoidasida; Haemosporida; Plasmodiidae. Bases 1 to 858 code for a protein of 285 amino acids. The record is from RefSeq and is a predicted model, not a curated record. Gene Ontology annotation, molecular function: protein kinase activity; ATP binding. Gene Ontology annotation, biological process: protein phosphorylation.
AUGUCGACGUCUACAUGUAAGAAGAUAGGUCGUUAUGAGGUUCUAAAAUCUAUUGGACGAGGAUCAUUUGGAAUUGUUACGGCAGUGAAAAAUGACAAAGAGGAAAUAUUCGUCGUUAAACAGCUGGACAUGUCAUGCAUGAAUUAUAAAGAAAAAAUGAACGUUGUGAACGAACUGAGAGCAUUAGUUGAAGUUUCAAUGCAUCCUUUCAUCGUGAGAUACAAAGAAGCAUUCCUUGAGAAUAACACUUUAUGUGUCGUUAUGGACUACUGCUCAAAAGGGGAUUUGGGCCAAUACAUAAAAAGAAACAAGAAAAUGAAGACGUUUAUUCCUGAGAGCAAAAUAAGAAGGUGGUUGUUACAAAUAAUUACUGCAAUAAAAUUUAUGCACGAUAAAAAACUUAUACAUAGGGAUUUAAAAUGCAACAAUAUAUUUUUGGACGAGGAUGAGAGGGCUAAGGUGGGUGACUUUGGAUUAGUAAAAAUUUUUGAACACACAGAAGAAGCACAUACGUUGUGCGGGACCAUCGGGUAUAUGGCACCAGAAAUCUGCAAGAACGCACCCUACAGUUUCCCUGCUGAUAUAUGGUCACUGGGAGUGAUAUUGUACGAACUCAUGAGUCUAAGACAUCCGUUCAAAUCGGACAAUUCUAAUAUGUUAUCGAUGGCUCAGAAAAUUUGCGAAGAUGAGCCAGAUCCUCUACCUACCAACUAUUCAAAGGACCUGAUUCACUUGUGUCACUGGAUGUUAAAAAAGAAUUCACAAGAUAGACCUACAUCUUGCGAUAUUAUCGCGACUGAUUAUUUGCAGAAUGAGGUACAUUUACUAAAAAGUGAGAUAUUAAGAAGCAUGAAAUGA